Molecule: messenger RNA, 2719 nt
Organism: Cajanus cajan (pigeon pea)
Lineage: Eukaryota; Viridiplantae; Streptophyta; Magnoliopsida; Fabales; Fabaceae
Product: phospholipase D alpha 1
Biological process (GO): phospholipid catabolic process; phosphatidylcholine metabolic process
Cellular component (GO): plasma membrane
Molecular function (GO): calcium ion binding; D-type glycerophospholipase activity
Source: RefSeq, a predicted model, not a curated record
ACUUCACCAUACCAUCGUCAACAUUUUCCACUCUUUAACCUCCAUUUCCAUAAAGGGAGAGACAUAAUGUCACGUUUGCUGCAUGGGAGGCUCGAUGUGAUCAUAUACGAGGUCGACACAUUACCAACUCUUAACGAUUGCAAUUUCAAUCUCUGCUGCAAGGGUACAAGUAGAAGUGUGGGGAAAAGAUUUCUUUCACAACUCAAGAGUUGUUUGUUAUGUCAAUGCCCAUGUCAGUCUGAGUUUACUGAGACGGGUCUCUAUGCAACAGUUGAUUUAGAUAAAGCAAGAGUUGGAAGAACUAGAUUGUUAAAUGGUCAUCCUUCCAACCCAACUUGGUACGAGACCUUUCACAUAUAUUGUGCCCAUUUGAUCUCCCAUGUUAUAUUCACUAUCAAACGAAAAGACCCAAUUGAUGCAACUCUAAUUGGAAGAGCUUAUGUCCCAGUUGAGCAAGUUGUAAAAGGCAACAUAGUGGAUACAUGGGUCCAAAUAUUAGACGAGGAUCAUAACCCCAUACCAAGUGAAUCUAAAAUCCAUGUCAAAAUGCAAUUCUUUGAUGUUAUGAAUGACGUAAAUUGGUCUCAAGGAAUAAGGAGUCCAAGGUUUCAAGGAGUUCCUCACACAUUCUUUAGUCAAAAAAAUGGUUGUAAAGUUACUUUGUACCAAGAUGCCCACGUUUCAGAUGGUUUUAUGCAUCAGAUCCGAUUAUCAAGAGGAAAACCUUAUGAGUUUAGGAAAUGUUGGGAAGAUAUUUACAACACCAUUAUGGACGCUAGGUACUUUAUUUGCAUAACUGGUUGGUCUGUGUACACGGAAAUAACCUUGAUUAGGGACCCAAGGAAGUCUAGAAUCACUCUCGGGGAACUACUCAAGAUGAAAGCUGAGGAAGGUGUUAUGGUUCUUAUGCUUGUUUGGGAUGACAGAACCUCUGUGCCAGAUUUCAAGAAAGAUGGUUUGAUGGCAACCCAUGAUCAAGAAACUGCUGAUUACUUCAGAAACACAAAGGUGAAUUGUGUUUUGUGUCCACGAAACCCGGAUGAUGGGAGAAGCAUAGUGCAAGGCUUUGAAAUUUCAACAAUGUUCACUCAUCACCAAAAGACAAUAGUUGUCGAUAGCAAAGUUGUUGGUGCUGCUAUGGGACAAUUGCAAAAGAGAACAGUAGUAAGUUUCAUUGGUGGCAUUGAUCUUUGUGAUGGGAGGUAUGAUACUCAGGAACAUCCUCUAUUUUCAACUUUGAACACAAUCCAUCAUGAUGAUUUCCACCAACCAAAUUUCCCAAGUGCUUCCAUCAAGAAAGGUGGUCCAAGAGAGCCAUGGCAUGACAUUCACUGCAAGUUAGAAGGGCCUGUUGCUUGGGAUGUUUUGUUUAAUUUUCAGCAAAGGUGGGAGAAGCAGGUUGGGAAUCAAAUCGUGUUCCCUUCAAACAUGUUUGGUGAUCACUUUGUCCCUCAAUCUACUGUGCCAACAACAGAUGAAAAUGAAGAAUGGAAUGUUCAAUUGUUUAGAUCCAUUGACGGUGGUGCUGCUUCUGGCUUCCCCCAAGACCCAGAUAAAGCGGCUGAACUAGGCCUUGUUAGUGGGAAAGAUAAUGUCAUUGACAGAAGCAUUCAAGAUGCUUAUAUAAAUGCUAUUCGGCGUGCCAAAAACUUCAUCUACAUUGAAAACCAGUAUUUCCUAGGGAGCUCAUAUGGUUGGCAAGCAUCUGAUAUUAAAGUUGAGGAUAUUGGCGCAUUGCAUCUUAUACCAAAAGAGUUGUCAUUAAAGAUUGUUAGCAAAAUUGAAUCGGGAGAAAGGUUUUCUGUGUAUGUUGUUAUACCAAUGUGGCCAGAAGGCAUACCUGAGAGUGGUUCAGUUCAAGCAAUAUUAGAUUGGCAAAGGAGAACAAUGGAGAUGAUGUAUGCUGAUAUAGCUAAAGCCAUUCGCAAAAAAGGAAUAGAAGCCAAUCCAAGGGACUACUUGACCUUCUUUUGCCUUGGAAACCGUGAGGGUAAGAAAGAUAAAGAAUACACACCUACUGAGAAACCAGAGCUUGUUAGUGAUUAUAGUAGAGCACAAAAGUCUAGGCGAUUCAUGAUCUAUGUUCAUGCCAAGAUGAUGAUAGUCGAUGAUGAAUACAUAAUAAUUGGUUCUGCCAACAUAAAUCAAAGAUCAAUGGAUGGAGCAAGAGACACUGAGAUUGCAAUGGGUGCAUUCCAACCACGUCAUGGAGCAUAUAACGAGUCACCCAGAGGGCAAAUAUAUGGAUUUCGACGAGCACUAUGGUAUGAGCACCUUGGAAAUCUUAAUGAAGCAAACAUCUUUGACUAUCCAGAAAGUGUGGAGUGCAUCAGGCUUGUGAAUCAUCUUGCUGAGAUGAACUGGGACAUAUACUCAAAGGAAACUUUUGAUGAGAAUACAACAUUUAACCACCUCAUGCGUUACCCUAUAGAAGUAACUUACAAUGGAGCCAUAACAAUCCUUCCGGGCCUUGAAUAUUUUCCUGACACUAAGGCUAGAAUUUUGGGUUCCAAAUCAGAUUACCUUCCUCCAAUUCUCACCACCUAGCUUGUAUUGUACUUAUCAAAGUCACUACCCAGCUAACCAAGUUUAAAAGUUUUAAAAGUCAAACCAUGUAAUUAAUUACUUGUUGGGAAAAGGGUAAUGACAAAUUGAUUGUACAUUCUUUUAAAUAAUUGUUAGCAUUUAUAUAAUUAAUAAAUGUAACGUUAUUUUUUCA